This is a messenger RNA of Fonsecaea nubica, 2139 nucleotides long. RefSeq lists its product as hypothetical. Gene Ontology annotation, molecular function: DNA binding; zinc ion binding. Gene Ontology annotation, biological process: DNA-templated transcription. Lineage: Eukaryota; Fungi; Ascomycota; Eurotiomycetes; Chaetothyriales; Herpotrichiellaceae. The record is from RefSeq and is a predicted model, not a curated record. The transcript has 7 exons. Bases 1 to 2139 code for a protein of 712 amino acids.
AUGCGAUCCACGACAUCACGGAAAACGGGAAGACGCACCAGAUCGCCGUCUCCCCUCGCGCCUCCGCCUCCUCCCACAGCAGGCGAUCCCUUGGCAGAGAACGUGGAUGCUUCUUCUUCCAUGCCAUUGAGUUCGGAGCGCCCCAGUGUCGGUCUCUCACCCAACCUGGUGCAUCGAGACCAUCAAAUCUUCCGCAACGAUGGCUCCCGGGAGACCCACGUGGUCGAAAACGCCGUCUCGAUAUCGUCAGGAAAUGACGAUGUCGCAGACGAAGGGCGAAAUAACGCCUCGCUUGCUGAAGCUUUGGAAUCCCACAGCCCGUUCAAUCGUCAUCGGGCUUUUUAUGCCGGGGACCCGCAGGGUGUUGUCCAAUCCGUCAUGGCUAUCUGUGCCGAUCAAGACCCGGAGCCGCAAGGGAUCAGACCUGUUGUGCAUCAUCAACGCAACGCGCCCAAGCCGAAGAAGGCGUGGCAGACCAACGACCUCAUCUACCUCCAGAGCAAGGGAGUCUUUGACCUGCCCUCUGCAGAGGUCUGUGAUGCCUUGGUCCAGAAGUACUUUGAGCACGUCCACCCUCUGCUGCCUGUUAUUGACGCCGGCCACUUCUUGUCUCAAUAUGCCCGCAACGGGGCGACGGCCAUGAAUCUGCUCCUACUGUGGAGUGUUCUCCUUGCUGCUGCAAACUUUGCCACUCCGGAAGAUUUGCAGACGGCGGGUUAUCCUUCGAGGAAAGCGAUGAAGCGUGCACUCUACGCCAGGGCCAAGGCAUUGUACGACAGCGACUACGAGGACGACAAGGUGUGCGUGGUCCAAUCCGUGACGCUGCUGGGCUUCUGGUACUCGGAUCCCGAAGACCGAAGUGGGCCGUGGCACUGGAUGGGCAUCGCCAUCGGUCUUUGUCAAGUCAUGGGACUCUACUGCACGCCGCGGUCGGGCUCACUGAGUCCAUAUGCCACUCUUCGGUCACGUCUCUUCCGCCGGAUCUGGUGGUCGUGCUUCAUGAGAGACCGUUGGCUGUGCCUGGGCCUGGGACGGCCGAUGCGCAUCAACCUCGAGGACUGUCAGGUGCAAAUGCCCGAGCCCGACGACAUCACCAUGGAGCUGAGCGACCUGGACCCGGACGUCGCCGCCAAGUACCUCCCUGCCGCGAUGCCAGAGCACGCGGAAAUCUGGGUGCGGCUGAUCCAUCUGAGUGUGGUCCUGGGUAAGAUCCUCCGGCAAAACACACGACCGCCUUUCGACCAUGAUUGCUUUCGGUCGUGCGAGACCGACUUGGAAAACUGCCGGUCAUCGGCACGAGGUCUGGACCAUCAGAACGAAUUUUCCGUGGCGUCCUUGAACGAGUUCCAAUUUGAACUUCUGAGACAAGCGGUCAUCAUCGUGCUACAUCGGUCGAGGAUCAAUUUCCGAGAUCCGCCCGACAGCGUCAAAACACCUGAACGGGUAGAGUCAUUCCGCAAGGCUCGCUCGGCGGCGGUCCGAAUCAAUCGCCUCGUCGAAAUGUUGAUCGAACAGGACAUGGUCCAGUAUUUGAGGCCGAUGAAGUUGACCCUGACGGGCGGGCGGACGCACCGCAGCCUCACGGCCAUCAUCACGGCCAUGCAGAUUCAUCUCUACGAGUGCCGGUCCAGCCGACCGCUGAUCCACAACCUGGCCUGGUCCAAGCUAGAAGUGUGCAUGAUGGUCGUGUCGGAGCUACGCGAGACGUACUGGGGGGCCAACUUUGCCUUUAAGCUCUUUGAGGCGGCAAAGGCCAUGUUGCAGAAGCGGUCCCAUCACCAACAUCACAGUGGCGGCAGCGGUGUACCGGGGGGAUCGUCACCGACAACGACCACGACCGCCACGAGACAAAAGACCGCCGACAAUAACAACGGCGACGAUGACGAGACGACUUUGAAUACGGACGGCUUGCUGGACGAGGGAGACGCGCUGGAUUGGUUCAACGACCCAUUCCUCUCGGCCGGCCCGUGGCCCAUGGACACGUCUGCCUUUGACUUUGGCGAGUCCUACAUGAAUCCUCUAUACAAUGGCAUCAGCGAUCUUCAGCCCGCCACAGCCUCUGCCGCCACGGCCGCCGACCCUUGGAGCCUCGACGGGUUCCAGCACGUGCUCGACGCAUCCUUUGGUAUGGACGCUUAG